Molecule: messenger RNA, 1880 nt
Organism: Aureobasidium pullulans EXF-150
Lineage: Eukaryota; Fungi; Ascomycota; Dothideomycetes; Dothideales; Saccotheciaceae
Product: MFS general substrate transporter
Exons: 2
Coding region: 38-1660 (540 amino acids)
Biological process (GO): transmembrane transport
Molecular function (GO): transmembrane transporter activity
Source: RefSeq, a predicted model, not a curated record
GAACAACAUUCCCUCCGCAGCAAAGAACGAUGCCACAAUGUCGCAAGCACUCGCAGAAGAAGCUUCCAGUUCUGAGGUGUCCAAGUCAGAAUAUCCACCGCCUCUCCAAGUUGCCGUCAUUAUGGUCUGCAUUCUGAGUGCAAUCUUUCUGAUGUCAUUGGAUCGUACCAUCAUCGCCACCGCCAUCCCCAAAAUCACAGACGAAUUCGACAGCAUUGGCGAUGUUGGCUGGUACGGAAGUGCCUUUAUGCUCACAACCUCCUGUUUCCAAUUGCUUUGGGGUAAAUUCUACACAUUCUAUUCGCCGAAGUAUGUUUUCCUGGCUUUGGUUGGCCUAUUUGAGAUUGGAAGUGCUAUAUGUGGUGCCGCAACAAGCUCGAGAAUGUUCAUCUUCGGAAGAGCAUUCGCCGGAAUGGGAAGUGCUGGUAUCCUAUCCGGGGCCAUUGUGCUCAUGGUAUCAGCUGUUCCGUUGGCGAAAAGACCCCUGUAUAACGGAUACUUCAGUAUCGUGUUGGGACUAUCUUCAAUUCUUGGGCCGCUGCUCGGAGGCGUUUUUACGACCAGCCUUAGCUGGAGGUGGUGCUUCUGGAUCAAUCUGCCUAUCGGUGGGGUUGCAAUACUGGUCAUCUGGUUAGCGCUAAAGCCUACACCGGCGGCUAUGCCUGGAUUGAAGAUCCGACAACAAUUGGCUAAGCUGGACUUGCUGGGUGAAUUCUUUCUUUUCUCUUGGUUAUUAUGCUUACUACUUGCCUUACACUGGGGUGGCAGCGGUUACCAUUGGUCUGACUGGCGCAUUACUUUGCUCUUCGCCCUGUUUACAGUAUUCCUCGCUGCUUUUGCUGUUACAGAAGCGAAAACGCAGAAGACAGCGACAAUACAGUUUCGUGUCAUCACGAACAGGACCAUGCUUGCAGCUAUGUGGUACAUGUUCUGUCUCUCUGCCACAAUGCUUACCAUGAUCUACUACAUUCCUUUGUGGUUCCAGGCAGUACAAGGAGUCUCUGCAAUUCAAUCCGGCAGAAAUACUCUUCCUCUAGUUCUCUCGCUAGUAGCAGGAAGCACCUUCUCUGGUCAAAUGGUCGGUCGACUCGGCUACUACACGCCAUUCGCCAUGGCCUCGUCUUGUGUUAUGCCCAUUAGCGCCGGACUAAUAUCAACCUUCGGUACCAACAGCGGUCCACAUAUAUGGAUUACUUAUCAGAUCAUCCUCGGCUUCGGCAUUGGUCUUGGUAUGCAACAAGCUUCCAUCGCUGUAAUGACGGCUUUACAACCUGAAGACGUACCCAUUGGCGUUUCUCUGGUCUUCUUCUGCCAACAACUCGGCGGUGCCAUCUUCAUUUCUGUCGGGCAGAAUGUCUUUAGUGCAAGACUCGUCCAUGGCUUGACUCGAGUAAUCAAAGAUCUCGACCCAGAGAAGAUUAUCGGUUCAGGAGCUACAAACUUGAGAAAGCUUGUGCCCAAAGAAAGCUUGCAGGAUGUCCUUGUGGUUUACAAUGAUGCGUUGGGGUGGGUAUUUGUCGUUGCUACUGUCAUGGCUGCAUUGUCAGCAAUGGGGUCUUUUGCUUUUGAGUGGAGAUCUGUAGAAGACGAACAGAGGCCCUUCAGCAAGAACGGUGAUGACGAGAAUCUGUUGAGCGGGAGCAGAGGUGAGCAGGACUAACAAGGUGCUAUGUAGGAGGUAACUCCGUCAGCAAAGUCUUCUGUUUCUCUGCUGUCUUCUCGAGAGCUGUCACACUGUUCAAAGAUGAGACGUUUUCGAGAAUUUUGACUCAUUUUCGAGGAGAGUCGUUCACCUCGAUUAAUGCUCAGGAGAUCAAUGAUCCUAACUUAAACAGGGUCACUCCGCUAGCAACGGAACUAGGCCAAUCGUUUCACUCACC